This is a messenger RNA of Homalodisca vitripennis (glassy-winged sharpshooter), 3120 nucleotides long. RefSeq lists its product as uncharacterized. NCBI's taxonomy places the organism in Eukaryota, Metazoa, Arthropoda, Insecta, Hemiptera, Cicadellidae. Gene Ontology annotation, molecular function: DNA binding. The transcript is spliced from 4 exons. Gene Ontology annotation, cellular component: nucleus. The record is from RefSeq and is a predicted model, not a curated record. The coding region runs from base 1 to 2577 and encodes 858 amino acids.
AUGCAGCGUUGGUCCGGUGAAGAGCGUGCGUUCGCUGUUAAAGCCUUUUACACUGGCAGUGAAAGUUACGUCGGUGCUCAACGUGCUUUUCGCUGUCAUUUCCGCCUGCCUCCUCGUGCUCCUGUGCCAUCAGCCCACGCUAUUAAAGGCUGGAUUCAGAAUUUUGAAUCGUCAGGUUCAACAACCAAAAAAAAAGGCGGAUUAAUGAAAACAGUGCGAACACCUGAGAAUGUGAAUGCAGUGCGCACAGCAAUGGAAAGAAGUCCACGUCGAUCUGCCCGACGCCAUAGCACAGCAUUAGGGAUUUCCUUCACUUCGUUGAUUGAGGAUGAACCAGAGCUCAUCCAUAAUCUUUGGACGAGUGAUGAAGCGCACUUUAAUCUGAGCGGGUUUGUAAAUAAAGAAAAUUUCCGGUAUUGGGCACCAGAAAAUCCUCAGUCCAUGCAUAAAAGGCCUCUCCACUCAGCUAAGGUCACUGUGUGUUUCAUCAUGGUUCGCAAUUACGUGAGAAAGACAGGAAGAGGGAAGUAUGAAAUUGAGACAAUGGAGAGAGCGGUAAAAGAAGUGAGGGGAGGGAGAAGUAUGAGAAGCGUAGCUGCAGAAUUUGGAUUGUGUGAUAGAACACUAGCAAACUAUUGCAAGAAAUUGUCCGCUGCACCAGGUUCUACUGAUCCCUCAAAUGAAGCGGUGAUUAUUCAACCAAAUCCUAUUAUAUCUACUACAGUAAACAAUGAUCUGGUGAUUCCUGACACAUCUACUCGUGAUCCGGCGAUUCCUGGCACUUCUACCCAUGAUUUGGCAAUUCCUGGCCCAUCUACUCGUGAUCCAGUGAUUCCUGGCACUUCUACCCAUGAUUUGGCAAUUCCUGGCCCAUCUGUUCGUGAUCCGGCGAUUCCCGGUGCUUCUACUGAAGGUACUGCUGCAACAAGCCAGUCAGCUCAACCAUGGUCGCAGUUUGGCUACGCACGGAACUGGAAGGUGUUUGAGCCAUUCCAAGAACAAAUGCUGGCUGAGUAUUUGCUCAAGGCAUCUGAUAUAUACUUUGGAUUAACGCCUAAGGAAGUUAGACGAUUUGCGUACACUUACGCUGUAGCAUGUAAUUGCAAAAUACCCCCAAGCUGGUCAGAAAAUGAAAUGGCCGGCCCUGACUGGUUCACCUCAUUCAUGAAGAGAAAUAAAACACUUUCCAUCAGAACUCCUCAAGCAACUAGUAUGUCCCGGGCAACAAGUUUCAACCGGACGAACGUUGACCUGUUUUUCAGGAACCUAACCACUGUCCUCCAACGAUUUCAGUAUGGGCCUAAUGAUAUAUGGAACGUUGACGAGACUGGCGUCACAACCGUUCAACGACCAGAUAGAAUUGUAGCGCGGCGUGGAUUUAGGCAAAUAGGGAAACUAACUUCCGCUGAACGAGGAAAUCUCGUCACAAUUGCGUUUGCAGUGAAUGCAGCAGGCAAUAGUAUUCCCCCGUUCUUCGUAUUUCCUAGAGUAAGAUACCAUGAUCACUUCAUCCGUGACGGGCCUCCUGGUUGCGAAGGCGAUUCAAAUCCUUCUGGAUGGAUGAAGGAAGCCAAUUUCCUGAAAUUUGCCAAACAUUUUGUCUCUCAGGCCAGAUGCUCCAAGGAAAAACCUUGCAUUCUAUUGCUAGACAAUCAUGAAUCGCACUUAUCAGCCGACGUCUUAGAUUUAUUUAAAGACAACGGUGUGACCUUACUCUCAUUCCCCCCUCACUGCAGCCACAAGCUUCAACCUUUGGACCGUUCUGUGUAUGGACCUCUUAAAAAAUACAUCAACACUGCGUGUGAUGCUUGGAUUUGUACAAACAAAAGACCUAUGGGGAUAUAUGAUAUACCAUCCAUUUUGAAAUCGGCAGCACCUCUGGCGUUAACACCAACUAACAUUAUGGCUGGAUUCAGAGUGUCAGGUAUUUUUCCUUUGAAUCCAUUGAUCUUCACGGAUUCUGAUUUCAUGCCGAGCUACUUUACUGACAGGCCUGCUCCAGCUGGAAACAAUCCCUCCUCAGAACCAAAUUUGGACCAAUCGUCUGAGAAUCCUCCAGCACCAAGCUGUCUAUCACAAGUAGCUUCUUGCCCUUCACCAGAGGAUGUGAGGCCCCUCGAAAAAGCAGGGCCACGAAAAGAAACCACAAAGGGACGGAAGAAAAGGAAGUCGAGUAUUUUAACCGACACCCCAGUUAAAGAACAGCUGCGACUUGAACAAGAAAUGGCCAAGCAAAAACGUAUCAAACUAGAAAAAACACAACAAAGCAAAGGAACUACAAAUUUAAAGUCUGUCAAGAAGGGCCUUUUCAAAAAUAAAUCAGCUAAUGCUGAAAAAGCAAGUAGACCUUCCACCAAGAAGAAAUCAACCUCACGUCAGAAUUUGUCAGAUGAUGAAGAAGAGACUGACUCCGUCUGCAUCUAUUGCUUGGAAAAAUACAGCAAUUCGAAAUCAAGUGAGCAGUGGAUACAGUGCACCCGCUGCAAACGAUGGGCACACGAAGAUUGCAUUAAAGGCGAUUCUGCGUAUUUUGUUUGCCUCAACUGCGACAGUGACGAUGAUGCCGAAUUUUGCUAAGAUUAGUUGUUAUGAAAACAAAAACAAUGUCAUUUUCAUUAAUUAUACGAGUGUGUUAAAAAAAUGUGUGUUAUUUUCCUUACAGAUGUAUUUUAAUGCAUGCGAAAACUUGCCCCAGGGUAAUAAAAUGCUGUGCGAAAACAUGCCCCGGGUACGGGGCACGUUUUCGCACAUGACUUACUUUUACUUUUUGGUGUUUUUAUUAAAAAUAGUUCAUAUUUCAUCAAAGAAAAUACUCUCUAAUUGUAGCUGAAAUACCACUGAGUGUAAUGGUAUGUCUUGGUUUGUUGUAGGUUUUAAGGAAAAAAAUACAAAAAAUUAAGACAUAUAAAUGCGAAAACCUGCCCCGGUCUCCCCUAGUUGCUACCUAGAAUAAUCACUCUGGAAUUAUUUUCAGAGGGGUUUCUGAGAAGGGUUCUCAGUCGGAAGAACACAACCUCAUUAUAAUUUUAUAAAAAUUACGAUGUGAUAUAAAAAGUUGAUAACGGAUCCUACAAUCAAUGUAAAAAUUACAACAAUAUUUUGUAUUUUAAAAGUAAACCU